Paramuricea clavata is the source of this 296-nucleotide messenger RNA. The record is from the annotation of a GenBank genome assembly. NCBI's taxonomy places the organism in Eukaryota, Metazoa, Cnidaria, Anthozoa, Malacalcyonacea, Plexauridae.
GACUUGGUGAUACUACAAUACUCUUGGAGCUGAAUGAUAGCAGUGUAUAUCUUCAUGAAGAAGUUCUGAAAACCUUUCCCAAACUCAGUGAUACAGGCGGUUAUGAAUUGUUAUUGCACCAGAGAGGAGGCGGGGAGAAUGGAGGAUUUCAUACAAUCAAGCCCCCGCUCUGCAGUUUGCGACUGAAGGAUGUCUGUGGCAAAGCAAAAAUAUAUGUAAGGCCUUUGCAAAGAAAUAUCCCUCUUGAUUCCUUUGAUGAUGAAAUUCCAGAAGAGGAAAAUGAGGUAUAUGUGUGA